Messenger RNA from Chelmon rostratus (copperband butterflyfish), 1338 nucleotides. It is a transcript of the gene pax6b, whose product is annotated as paired box 6b. Gene Ontology annotation, molecular function: RNA polymerase II cis-regulatory region sequence-specific DNA binding; DNA-binding transcription factor activity, RNA polymerase II-specific. Lineage: Eukaryota; Metazoa; Chordata; Actinopteri; Chaetodontiformes; Chaetodontidae. The record is from RefSeq and is a predicted model, not a curated record. Gene Ontology annotation, biological process: regulation of transcription by RNA polymerase II; anatomical structure development. Bases 1 to 1302 code for a protein of 433 amino acids. The transcript has 12 exons.
AUGCAGAACAGUCACAGUGGCGUAAACCAGCUCGGCGGUGUGUUUGUUAAUGGCAGACCGCUGCCGGAUUCCACCAGGCAGAAAAUAGUUGAACUUGCUCACAGCGGUGCUCGACCCUGCGACAUCUCCAGGAUACUGCAGACCCAUGAUGAAGUCCAAGUGCUGGACAGUGAAAAGGUGUCCAACGGCUGUGUGAGCAAGAUCCUGGGCAGGUAUUAUGAAACUGGCUCCAUAAGACCGAGAGCAAUAGGCGGCAGCAAGCCCCGGGUCGCCACUCCAGAGGUGGUCGCGAAAAUCGCGCAGUACAAGCGGGAGUGUCCAUCUAUCUUUGCGUGGGAGAUCCGUGACAGACUCCUGUCGGAGGGGAUCUGCACCAACGACAAUAUCCCCAGUGUGUCAUCGAUAAACAGAGUCCUCCGCAACCUGGCUAGUGAAAAGCAACAGAUGGGCGCAGAUGGCAUGUAUGACAAGCUGAGAAUGCUCAACGGUCAGACAGGAACUUGGGGGACCCGGCCCGGCUGGUACCCCGGAACAUCAGUGCCAGGGCAGCCCAACCAAGAUGGCUGCCAACAACAAGACGGUGCAGGAGAGAACACAAACUCCAUCAGCUCGAACGGGGAGGAUUCAGAGGAGACUCAGAUGCGACUGCAGCUCAAGAGGAAACUACAGAGAAAUCGCACGUCCUUCACACAGGAGCAAAUUGAAGCUCUGGAAAAAGAAUUUGAAAGAACUCAUUACCCAGACGUUUUCGCGCGAGAGAGACUAGCAGCGAAAAUCGACCUGCCCGAAGCAAGAAUACAAGUAUGGUUCUCAAAUAGAAGAGCAAAGUGGAGGCGAGAGGAGAAGCUGCGGAACCAGCGCCGGCAGGCCAACAACUCCUCCAGUCACAUUCCCAUCAGCAGCAGCUUUAGCACCAGCGUCUACCAGGCCAUCCCACAGCCCACUACACCGGUGUCUUUCACCUCGGGGUCAAUGCUGGGUAGACCUGACUCUGCACUCACGAACACCUACAGUGCGCUGCCCCCCAUGCCCAGCUUCACCAUGGCAAACAAUCUACCUAUGCAAAAUCCUGUUCCCAGCCAGACCUCCUCUUAUUCCUGCAUGCUGCCUACCAGUCCGCCUGUGAACGGGCGGAGCUACGACACAUACACGCCCCCUCAUAUGCAGGCACAUAUGAACAGCCAAUCAAUGACCACUUCUGGUACCACCUCAACAGGACUCAUCUCUCCUGGAGUGUCUGUCCCUGUCCAAGUCCCAGGGAGCGAGCCUGACAUGUCUCAGUACUGGUCAAGACUACAGUAGAGAGAAGAGCUACUUCACCCUGUAACCACCCACUCC